AUGUUAACAUCCAAAAUCAGGAGGAAUCACGAUUUUGUCGUAGAAGAAGAAAGAAGACGUCGAGUGGCUCAAGAAUCUCCACAGAAACCAGGGAAAAAGUGUAAAGUUUGGGAAUGGAUUGAUGAAGAACCUGAGAAUAUGAAGCCUAUUGCAGAAUAUACUAUUUCAGAUGUUGCAGAUUAUCUUAUACAAGUUUUAGAGGAUGUGGCAUCUGUUAGAGAAUAA
This is a messenger RNA of Lactuca virosa, 225 nucleotides long. Lineage: Eukaryota; Viridiplantae; Streptophyta; Magnoliopsida; Asterales; Asteraceae. The record is from the annotation of a GenBank genome assembly.